This is a messenger RNA of Dipodomys ordii (Ord's kangaroo rat), 2886 nucleotides long. RefSeq names its product leucine-rich repeat-containing protein 37A-like. Lineage: Eukaryota; Metazoa; Chordata; Mammalia; Rodentia; Heteromyidae. The annotation marks the transcript as partial. The transcript has 12 exons. Gene Ontology annotation, molecular function: protein binding. The record is from RefSeq and is a predicted model, not a curated record.
UUUUUCUUACUCUAAUCUUUUCCUACUUAUUCCUGGAUGUAAACUUUCUCCAUAGAAAUUUCCAAGGAAACGAUAUUUCUUAUAUUGAAGAAAAUAUAUGGGCAUCGUACCGUUGGACUGAGAAACUAAUUCUCAGCGAAAAUCGCCUUACUGAAUUACAUAAGGAUACAUUUGAAGGACUCCUAUCCCUUGAAUAUUUAGAUUUGUCCUGCAAUAAAAUACAGUCAAUUGAAAGACGCACAUUUGAAUCAUUACCUUUUCUGAAGUUCGUAAACCUUGGUUGCAAUUUAAUCACAGAACUGAGCUUCGGAACAUUCCAGGCAUGGCAUGGGUUGCCGUUUUUACACCACAUAGUUGGGGUUUAUCAUGAAUGUCUGGCUUUCUCCUUCAGAGAUAUGGGAACAACACAAGUGCAACUUACGACAGUUGAGAAUGUCCUCAUGUUGACCCUUUCCUUGGAAAAACUGGUCUUACCUCGCAAUAUGGCCAGCUGCCUCUGCCAAUUUAAAAACAAUAUUGAGGUUAUCUGCAAGACGGUCAAGCUACAUUGUGACAGUGACUUGCUGACAAAUAACACACACUGCCUUGAAGAAGAAUCCAUAGGGAACGCAGAAGGAACAUUCAUGAAGGUGUUAAAAUCCCGGAAGAAGAAUACCAGCACCGAACUCACUAUUGAACCAGAAAGAGAAUAUUCCAACAAAAAUGACAUUACCCACUCAGGACUCAUGAAUGAACAGCCUGAAAUUACUGAUGGGAGUGAUCUUUUUACUGCACUAAGAUACAUAUUGGCCUAUUUCACACAGGGAAAUGUAGGAGAUAUACAAUCUACAGAAUUACCACUCAUUAAACUGCUUUUCUCCAAUGUACAAAAUGGAGAUACCUUCAUAAAUUAUUUAAAAGCCAAUAUGGAGAUUUCCCCAAUUAUACAGGCAUCAGACUCCUCCAUUUCCAAACCUACAUUAAAUGACAUUCAUAGGGUAGAAAAUCUGAUAGGUACAGAAAGGCAGAGAAAAUAUAACAAUGUUAAAAAGAAAGAGAAAGCAUCAGUAUUCAUGCAACCUCAAAUUUUAGGUCCUAAACUUAAACGGCAAAUCUUUCCCCAAAAAAUGCCAAGUGUUGAACCACAGGAAGGCAUCUGGGAAGAAAUGGAGAAUGAAGAGGAAAGACUGCCAAGCCUCAAUAGAAUCCUCGAGGGGCCAAAAGGCAAACAGAAAAGACACUUCAAGGAAGGGAAUAAACAGAGCUCCUGGAUGAGACAGAGUGCCCAGAAUCUUGUGGAGAGUGGUGGUAAAAGAAAGAGGUUUAGGAGACCUCCAACAAGGGAGCUGGGGCCACUUCAUGGGGCUCAGGAGCCCAAGAAAAUGGUGGGAAACUCCUUGCCCACAGAGUCCUCAUUCAUAAAGAAACUUAAGGCAGUAGCCUCUUCUUUGCAGAAACAAGACUCAGGGGGAAAGGCCUCCUUAUCCACCAUUGUAAAACCCCUACGUGAGGUCGGAAAUAAAGACAAAGACUUAGCCGACAGCAUGUUUAUUUUAGAAGAAGCAAAUUCUAGAGUUAAAAGCAUGGAGGCUUCUAAUCCAGUCAUUUAUUCCCAGAAAACAUACCAAUCUCCCGUGGCCCACAGAAUACCCAGGGCCAAAAUGAGUCAAAAGUUCAGAAAGAAAAUUUCACGCUUUAGACCAGUGCCUGCAAACAGGCCUCCAUUUUCUGCAGUAAGGAACCUCAUAAAUUCCCCUUCAGGAGGGGACUUUUCAUCAUGGGGACAGCCGAUUUCGAGGGAGAACCCUUUUCUAGAAUUCAAUGCUCUUUCAAAGCCUUCUGGAGACAGCACUCCUGUAAAACCCCAGAUUGAAACAAAUGCUGGGGUAGGAACUACUCCUGCACAAAACAUCCCUGUGCCAGAAGGAAGGCUCCCUAAAAACACAAUUCAGGAAAAUCUUCCUGCUCCAGAAUCCACUGUGACUGCACUAAAUGUAAUUCCAUCUAUUCAACAAAACAAGGAAACACAAUGGGAAUAUCUCAAGUCUGGAACGGACUCAACUCUCAAGGCCACCAUCACCCAUUCCCAUUCUCCAUCCUUUUCUGAUCACUUUGAAAUGCAGUUAAACCAGCAGCUGAUGCCUCUUGUUCCCGAUAACGAUGUGAGGAGGCUCCUGUCCCAUCUCAUCCGGACCUUGAAAAUGGACUGCUCUUCAAUUGAAGUACAGAUACCCUGUUCCAAGCUCAUCUCCAGAACAGGCCUGCUGAUGAAGCUUCUCAGUGAACAGCAAGAAGUCAAGGUGUCAAGAGCUGAGUGGGAUACGGACCAAUGGAAAACAGAUAACUACAUCAAUGAGGCCACUGAAGUUCAAGGUGAACAGAAGGAGCCAAGUGAGCUAACACAGGAAAUUCCGGGAUAUGGCUAUAACAACAAAAUCAUCUUGGCAAUAUCUGUGACUGUAGUAGUAAUGAUUUUGAUUAUUACUUUCUGUCUCAUUGAGAUUUAUUCCCACAGAACGUCAGCAGAAGGAAGUAAAGAGUCCUCACGGAGCUUUUUUGGAUUUCUGCGAAGGAAAUGCUCAUCAGAAACAAGAAGUCAGGAGGGCUUCUUCUCCUUAUGGCAGCCAGUUUGGCUGAGGGAUAUGUACAGACCUCUCAAUGCCACACGCAAGAAAAACAUGGCCAACAAGCUACAUGACAGGGACUCUUCUGAUGAGGAAGAGAUUUUCAAUAAGAAGGAAAAAGGGGAGCCCAGUGACACCAUCAUAGAGAUUCCACCAUCACCACCACCACUAGCCUCAUCACCUCCUCCUCCACCUGCUGAAACUGAGACCACUGGUGAUCCUGGGUGUUGUGGUGCUGUGCUUGCCUCAUAACUCUGAGACUUUUACACUGGGAUCUCUGCAU